AUGAAGGUGAUCAUCGACGACGAGGAGUUGGACAACAUGGCCAUGGCCAUCAAGCGGGUCAGACGCUGGGCCGUGCUCGAGAAGGGCGGGUCGUCCAAUACCGUGUUCCAGAAAGAGUUCUUUCGGCGCGUGUUCCUUUGGGCGCAUGGAGGUGGCCAGAACCUGGAGGGCUGCCUCGACAUCACGAUGGAGACGAUCGGCUGCACCGAUUACGAGGCACUAGCUUGCCCGUACUUGAAGCCGGGUGCACGCAAGGGCCCCGAUGUUGACUCCUGUGACGAGGUGCCCGAGACCCUCGCCCCCGCCAACUCCAUGCUCUCUGGUGGUGACGACGGCUCGGACGGCGACGCCGAGGGUGUGGCCAUGGAGGAGGUUUCGACCUGAUCUUCUCUUUUUUGCCGGCGUUCUGUCAGGCGCGGGUGUCGAUUUCAUGUAGCUCCUUCAUGAUGCCUGACAUGUGUGUUUAAAUUCAGGCGUGCGUCGCCGCGGUUGUAUUGUAUGUAGGUAUUCUGACCGCCCUGGCGAGUUAAAUCAGGCACAAGGUUGUAGUGUUCUCUCUGGUGUGUAUUUUCCGAGGUGUGUCUUGAACGACACAACACACGCCAGAUUUGCAGCAAUGUGGUCUAGAGACCCGGUGCGUCCUGAUGGUACUAGUAGUUGAUCUCUGUAGCGCCACCAUUUAAUCUUAGUCUUGGGUGAUUUAUAUAAUAGUGCA
Ectocarpus siliculosus is the source of this 715-nucleotide messenger RNA. The record is from the annotation of a GenBank genome assembly. NCBI's taxonomy places the organism in Eukaryota, Phaeophyceae, Ectocarpales, Ectocarpaceae.